This is a messenger RNA of Zootermopsis nevadensis, 4836 nucleotides long. RefSeq names its product NFX1-type zinc finger-containing protein 1. The record is from RefSeq and is a predicted model, not a curated record. Gene Ontology annotation, biological process: regulatory ncRNA-mediated heterochromatin formation. Gene Ontology annotation, molecular function: ATP hydrolysis activity. Lineage: Eukaryota; Metazoa; Arthropoda; Insecta; Blattodea; Termopsidae. Gene Ontology annotation, cellular component: nuclear RNA-directed RNA polymerase complex.
UUUAUUUUCUACUGUGUCCAGAAAUGUGACAACUAAACAUUCAACGCCAUUGUACUGAAUAAUUAUAAUUAUUAGUUCAAUGGUUUCUUCAGUUGUGCUUGUUUGUUCAUCGUGUAUACUUUCAAUUGUUUCAACAUGACGACAGGGUCAGCUUAUUUGGGGCCACAGGCGAAUCUUCAGCCUUCCUCCUUCCCCAGUUAGUUUCAGAAAAUGAAAAUUUGGCAUUAGUAUUACCAAAAUUGUGUUAACUGGUCACACCGUCGACUUCACUACACACGCACAUCAACUAUAUGUACACUCACACGAGAUAAAAAGUACAUGUUUACUGUUUCCUUCUGUUGUGCUCUUUCUAUUUUUAGGCGCUCAUUAUAUUCUCUUUUAAGCAGUUUUCGUUUCUAAGUAUCAUCCUACUUUGUUUAGUGGUUAAACCGGUUGUGGAUGGGGAAGGUAAGGUAACAGUUUCACUACGUAAACCCAUAUUCUGAUCAAAUCCCAUAGGACAUACUUUCUAUAUGUGGACUUAUUUUGUUUAAUCAGAUCGUACAGUAGAGCUUUUAAUACGGACUCACAGCAAGGCGUUUUUGUUUACGCUUUACCAGGGUCAAUUUUGGAGAAGCAAUUUUAUUAAGUUUGUUUCUGUUUCUCUCUUUACACAUUAAUUACCCUUGCUAACGAUCUCCCGGCUCUCUUACACUCUCAACAAGCAGAGAAUACUGACAAGUGAUGUGGCGUAUUGCUUGCUGGUAGAGGUUCGCUUGCUGCAAGUAAAAUAUCAUUGUGUUUUAAGAUCUUACACGUAGUGAUAAAACGGACGUGACGAAAUGUCAGCGAUUUCUAAGGCGCUGAUAAAACUGCCAUUGUCUUGAGAAUACGCUGAGAAGACAGCUGUGAUGUAAGAACAAUGGACGAAAACCCUCGUAACUGGGCAGAGCGCUGCGUUCGUUUUUGUGGCAAAGUAAUUUCUACUAAUAUGGAAGUGGUUUGUAAUGUUAGUUACGAUGACUGACAAUCAGAACAAAGAAGAUCGAAAAGUGAAGAGGAACCAUCACCAAUCACAAUCACAUGAUUCAAGGAGCAGGAGGGCAUCUACCACCAGCCAACAUAGAGUAUGGAGGCGUAGUGAUUCAGAGGUUAGGACCCACCAGGAGAUCAUACCCCCUAGACAUGGAGAAACAAAAAACAAAGUGUGGCGUAGCAGCUCGGAGAACAGGGCACACAAAGGGGUUACAUCUCCUGGAAUUAAAGUGUUGCAAUAUGGAGGAUUGCAUAGAGAACUGAAAGAUAAGACACAUAAGAGGGGUGCAUUCCUAGAACCUGACGAAUUAAAAAACAGAGCGGUACAAUGUGGCGCACAGGAUAAAACUCACAAGGAGGUUGCAUGCACUGAACCUCGAACACUACAAGAUAGACAGCGACAAAGUCGCUCAGUAGAUAGGACCCAUCAGGGAGGUACUUUUCCUGGUCCCAAAUCAUCACAAUACAGACUAGGGCAAAGUAUCUGUGAGGCAAGUAUCCACAAGAGUGGUAGAAACCCUGGAACUGGAGUGUCACGUCACAGACUGGGGCAAAGUGGCUCAGAGAAUGGGACCUUCCAGAGCAAAGAAGUGCCAAACACGAAUGACAGAAGGGUGACAGUGGCAGUAGUGAUGAAGCUGCUAGCUCAGAGGUAUGGGGGUUAUGUGGGCACAAAGGAGGCAGCUGAGCUGGUGCAGAUAUGCAAGCCCGAGUUCCUGCAUGAGAUUGAGGUCUUUGUCAGCAGUUCUGCACCAGACACAGACUUUCUGAGUGACUUUGCAACCUUCUGCCUCAGUACCUUCAAGUCUCUACCAAGCAGUAUAUGCACCCAGUUUCAGAAUGCCCUUAUUAUAUCCCUGCAGAUAGUGGAAAUUUCUGGUGAUGCUGCACUUAAGGAUCGGUUCACUAGAUUGCAGGCGAAAUUGGCAGAGCAUAUGCACAAGCUAGAGGAGCUAGAUGCCAGGUUUACCAAGCAAAACUUUCGGUCUGUACCUGUGCUGCCACUACAGGCAGAUGCCUUCCAGUCCUCUUCGGGUGGUGCGGAAGUUACAGUGACCAGUGUUGAGCAGCGCUAUUUGUCUGUGCUGUUCUUUUCUCUGUAUGAAGCUUUCAUGGGUCGUAUUCGCGAUGGUAUCAGGAGCUUCCGUGAUUCAGAGAAUGCAGCAAUCAAGCUCAAGUGUAACAUGCGCUUUUUCCGAGACGUGCAGUUCAUGAGCCCGGUUGUUGUUGAUGAUCGCCUGUGUCUGGCCACAAGUCUUGCACCUUUGGACCAUCUCACCACUGGUACACUUGUCUGUUUUAGUUGCAAUGGUUUCCGAUCACUUCUGUUUGCCACUGUUGUCCGUGCUGACAGCCAGAUUGUAGUGUGGCUUUUUGGUAACUUUGUCCUUAGGCAACUGUUUGAGCAAAAGUAUGUGAUGGCUGACAGUGGGCUGUUUGCAGAGCCCUCUGUCAGUGUGCUGUUGUCACUGCAGCAGUUGCAGGUGGUGCCACUGAAGCAGUACCUAGUGGAAGGUGCCACAGUAAUUGUGCACAAGCAUCAGAUACAAGAGCAGUCUGAUCUCGACUCAUGGCAGCAUGAGGCCUUCAGCAGUGCUCUCACUCAUGAGCUGUGUGUGGUUCUGGGACACCCAGGUUCUGGAAAGACAUAUGUUGGAUGCACAGUGGCGCGUAACUCAAGGCCACCAGUUCUUGUAAUAUGCAAAUCACACAGCGGGUUGGAUUUUUUCUUGCGGCAGCUGGCCCCGCUCAGUGUUGCACGGCUCUCCGACAGGACGAAGCAUGAGCAUAACCAGCAGAGAAGGAAACUGUGUGAGCAAAAGAAUGUCAUGUGGAAGCACCUCAGGACACUGGAAUUAGAUCUGGCUCUGUUGGCACGCAAUGAUGGUGUGGUGUCACUGUCAUCUCUUCGGGAGAGCGGUGUGGUGUGUGAUGCACACUUUUGGAGUUUCACACGUCUACCAAACAUUAACAGUGUGUUCUACAGUUGGCUUAUAGAUGAAGCAAAGCCUUCUGAUGCGCAGCCCAUCCCACAUAGCCAUGUAUCAUUUAGUGGCAUCUCCCCUCUGUCCGAACAUACUGUGCUGUCUGCUGUGCAGUCAUCACUCAGGUGGGCAGAACGCUUAGAGAAUGUGGAAAGGCAGCGUUCUGAUGUGACCACUAAUAUCAGGAAACUGCAGGAACAGUGGGGGAGUGGAGAAGAUGUGACACAGGAGACGCAUAUUCAAAGGAAGUUGUACCGUCUUCUGGCUUUCAAGUUACAGCGGCUCAGGACGCGGUUGACAGGGACUUUGCCAAGUGAUAGACUGAGGACCUGCCGUGAUGUGUGGCAGCUUAAACCAGAUGAGCGCUGGGGUCUGUAUUUUGCAUGGGUAACUUCUCUGCGUGCCAGACUGUUAGACAAAAUGUCAUAUCUGCAGGCUCAGCUCAUUCUGGAGGACAGGAAGCUCAAACUUGCAGACCAGCUCAUAGACCUUCAGAUAGCUCAACAGAGGGCAGUAGUUGGAGUAACAGCAGAGGAGGCCACAAAGCUGAGGUCUCUACUGGAGAAGUUGGCACCUAAGACAGUGAUUGUGGAUGAGGCUACCAACAUAACAGAGGCUCAGCUAGUGACCUGUCUCCCACAGUCCUGCCAGCGGAUUGUGUUACUGGGAGAGCCAAGGGCUGUCCAAGAUGCAGCAAGUCUCCAAAAGGCCCAUUUGCCUCAUUUGCACAGCCUAGUGUACAGACUGGUUGAAAAGGGGAUACCUAUCUCAGAACUCAAAUCACAGCAUCGCAUGCAGUCGCAGGUGGCCAGAGUCAUCGUGCCAACACUGUAUCCUGGAUUGGAGGACCACAGCAGUGUUAUUAACAUAAGCAAAGUGAAGGGUGUCAACCAGAAUGUGUUCUUUGUUACUCAUGAACAUUUGGGAGUCAAGGUUGGCAAUGUCUCUGACUACCAGAAUUUGCAUGAGGCUGACUUUCUGCUUGCACUGUGUCACCACUUGGUCUUGCAAGGCUAUAAUACGCAGGAUAUAACAAUUCUUACAACAUACCCCAGCCAGCAACAGUAUCUGCAGAAGGAAUGUGAGAGCUCAUUACUGAUGCAAGGGGUGCAAGUCUUACUGGUUGAAGACUUCCGUGGCCAAGAAUGCAAGAUAGUGCUGGUCUCUACAGUGCAUCAGGAAGGAUCACGGCCAAGCACUGCAGAAUACAUCAGCGUGAUGCUGACACGUGCACAGGAGGGCUUGUAUGUUAUCAGCAAUCUGCAGCAGCUUGCCAAAAGCAACACAGUCUGGCAUUUAGUCCAGAAAUCAUUGGAGAAGUCUGAUGUAGUUGGCCUGCAGCUGCUACUCAGGUGUCAGGUGCAUCCAGAUGAGCUAACAGCAGUAUCAAGCGCAUCAGACUUUUCACAGAUCCCCGAGGGGGGCUGCAUGCUUCCAUGUAACUACACACUGAAGUGUGGCCACACAUGCCACAAGCAGUGUCACAUCAGUGAUCUACAGCAUGAUUCAUACCAGUGCAAGCAACAUCAGCAAGAGCACACCUGGUUGCCAACCACUUGAGAAGCACCGAGUCUUCUUGAGUCUAAGGAUUGAAUUUCAUCAUGUGAACAGAAGGCUCAUUAGUUCCAGGUGUGAUAAUGUGAUGGAGAGAAAUGAUACUGGACAGUUUUCACCUGUUGUCAUUAUCACUUUUAAACUAUUUUCAGACUUUUUAUUUGGGUUCAGUUCAAGUUUCAAGCUUUAACAUAUUUAUGUACUUGUACUGCUUUUCAUACACAUGAAAGACCUUUCUUGCAGAACAAAUUUUUAUGUAAUUUAAUAUUGGGGCUUCUUAACC